AUGAAGUACAAUCCAUCUGACUCCAACUACUUGGACUUCCUUGCCAAUCUCGAAUCAAUCAUAUCAUCAACCAGUCUUACCGAAGAAGAACAAUUCACCAUUCGCAGCAGCACUGUACAGGCAUUGAAGAACCGAAAAAAGUUCUCAACGCUAUCUUACGAUGAAACGAAAGCCCUUAAAGCUCUAAAACAAGACGAAGACAUCAUCAUUCUACCUGCCGACAAAGGAGGUGCCACCACUGUUUUGAACAAAACAGACUACACAGACAAAAUGAUGUCACUCUUAAAAGAUGAUUCAACAUACGAACCUCUAGCUGCCGACCCCACCAAAUCGCAAAACUCACAUAUUGAAAAAACACUGAAACGCCUUUCGGGUAGGAAAUUUAUCACAGGAGUUCCUGCCAAGUCUUUAAAACAGGAUGAACCAACAAUUGCCAAGAUAUAUGGUCUUCCCAAAAUUCAUAAAACUGAUAUUCCGCUGCGACCGAUAGUCUCCCUAAUCGGUGCACCCAACUAUAAGAUCUCGAAAUGGCUAUUUCGCCAACUACAUCCACUAACGAAGAACUCCGAGAACUCCAUUCAAGAUUCAAAAGAGUUUCUAGACAAAUUAAGCGGUGUCAACAUCACAUGUGACGAGAUUAUGGUGUCAUUCGAUGUGGUCUCGCUCUUCACCUCGAUUCCGCUAGAUUUAGCAAAAAGCUGCACCGAAGAACUCCUUCAAACAUAUACUUCUGAGGUGCCUCCAGAGGCUUUACUUCAACUCCCUGAUCUCUGUCUGGAGACAAAUUUUUCCUUCUCAAAUCAAUGCUACCGGCAAUUAAAAGGUGCUCCCAUGGGUUCACCAAUAUCCGGUUUCCUGGCAGAAGCAUUACUGCAGAAAUUAGAGAGCAUAGCCCUUCCCACAGUCAAUCCAAAACUUUGGCUGCGAUACGUAGAUGACACUUUUGUCAUCGUCAAGAAAGAUCAGUUGAAUCUGCUCCAUACCAAUAUUAACUCCAUAUUUCCAGAAAUUACAUUUACUUUGGAAACAGAGGUCGAUGGACAACUCCCAUUCUUGGAUGUCCUUGUACGUCGAAAAAGCGAUGGAUCCCUCCAGACAUCAGUUUAUCGCAAAGAGGCGUAUUCAGAGGUCAUCCUACACUUUGAGAGUAACCACCCUGUCUCUCACAAACGGAGCACAGUCUACAGCCUUCUGAAUCGAGCCAAAACCCACUGCUCUGACGAAACAAGUUAUCGAGCAGAAAUGAAAUACCUCUACAAACUGUACUCCCAAAAUGGGUACCCGCAUGACUUUAUACGUCAAUGCAUGAGGCACCAGCAACUCAAGGGAAAAGGUAUUUCCAAUGCUACGGCCACUCAGGCACCAAACAAACCACAUGGCGAACUCUCCCAUACGUCAAAAAUGUAUCUGAACUUGUCGAAAGACAAUUGA
Spirometra erinaceieuropaei is the source of this 1431-nucleotide messenger RNA. NCBI's taxonomy places the organism in Eukaryota, Metazoa, Platyhelminthes, Cestoda, Diphyllobothriidea, Diphyllobothriidae. The record is from the annotation of a GenBank genome assembly.